This is a messenger RNA of Coniophora puteana RWD-64-598 SS2, 1744 nucleotides long. Its product is annotated as Rft-1-domain-containing protein. The transcript has 5 exons. NCBI's taxonomy places the organism in Eukaryota, Fungi, Basidiomycota, Agaricomycetes, Boletales, Coniophoraceae. Bases 1 to 1683 code for a protein of 560 amino acids. Gene Ontology annotation, cellular component: endoplasmic reticulum membrane. The record is from RefSeq and is a predicted model, not a curated record. Gene Ontology annotation, biological process: glycolipid translocation; dolichol-linked oligosaccharide biosynthetic process.
AUGUCCACUCCAGAGCGGGCCCCUGCUGCCCGUUUGGAUGGAAAGGCCUCAUUGCGUUCCGUUUCAUCUCUCAUUGGUCUCCAGCUCUUUUCACGUAUUGCCACAUUCGCUUUCAAUCAAAUUCUCUUCCGUUAUGCAUCUCCCGAAGCCUAUGGAACGGCUGCUGUUCAGUUCGAGCUCAUCUUGAGCACCAUCCUCUUCCUCAGUCGUGAGGGUGUUCGCAACGCUUUGCUCAGAGCUUGGCCUCAGAAACCUACUUCCCCCCAUCACGACUCUCGCCCUUACAAUGCUGCUCUCAAUCUGGCCUCUGUUCCGUUGGUCGUCGGCCUCCCUAUCGCUGCGGUUACCACCUUAUCAUACAUCUUCGCGGCCUCCAAAGACACACAGUCCCAAGCACUGUUCCAACCUGCAGUCCUCACAUACGCUAUUGCUGCAGUUAUUGAGCUCAUGAGCGAGCCUCUGCAUAACCAGGCUAUGGGAGAAGGUCUUACCAGUGUGAGGGUUAGCGCAGAAGGCCUCGGCAUAACCGGGAAAUCUCUUGCAACCUGUGGCAUGUUGCUUUUUGACUCGUGGAGUGGUUAUGGUGGUGAGCUCGCCUUGCUUGCGUUCGGGCUUGGGCAACUUGCGUACAGUGUCCUUGUCGUUGUGGCAUAUUCUAGUCGCUUGGGUUGGCCUCAACUUUGGCCUGUGCGAUUGACUGGCAUCUUCCCAAGAGAAUCGGCGACGGCCCAGUUUUCAUCUUUCUUCAAUACCGAGGCCCUCCAGCUCGCGCUUUCAAUGACGUAUCAUUCAUUAAUAAAGCACCUAUUGACUGAAGGUGACAAGGUCAUUGUCUCAUGGUGGAGCCCCCUCGAUGGUCAGGGUGGUUACGCACUGGCUGUGAACUACGGCUCUUUGGUUGCUCGGAUUGUAUUUCAGCCUGUUGAAGAAAUUUGUCGACUGUACUUUUCCAAGCUGCUUUCAGAAACCAAUACUUCCAAGGCGAAAGCUCAGCGAGAAUCAGACUCAGCAAACGCUUCGAGUGCUUUGAUGACGCUGAUUUCUGUACAGCUUGCUUUUUCCGCUCUGGUACUCGUGUUUGGGCAUUCAUACUUGCCCAUAGCCUUGCAUGUGCUGCUGCCUCCACAAUACCUCGCGACUAGUGCCCCUCAGGUGCUCUCUGCUUGGGUGUGGUAUAUCCCUUUCCUUGCGAUAAACGGAGGGUUAGAAGCGUUUCUAUCUAGCGUCAUGACUCCUUCACAGGUCAGGAGCCAGAGUCGCUGGAUGAUUGCCUUUUCGGUAGUCUACAUCUCGUCAGCGAUAACCCUAUAUUCCCUGGGUUUUGGAGACGCUGCUCUUGUUUAUGCCAACAUUAUCAACCUUAGCGCUCGCAUCGUCUAUGCCCUGGAGUUCACAAGCUCUUAUUUCCUGAACGUAGGUCGGCCUCUCGACUGGCGAGCUGCCUUGCCUCAUAAAUAUUUUGUGGCCAUGGUGUGGCUCUCAUAUACCUUGAUUGAGACUUAUGCACGUCGCGCCGCUGUCAUGAAAGCAGUUGAAGAAAGCGGGCGACAAGCUGUCUUUUCCCGUGUUGUAGUUAGUCACAUAGCACUUGGAGGUGUACUCGGUAUCUUAUGUUUGACUUCGUGGUGGAUCUUAAUUGGUUCCUCUCUUAGGUCGAGCUAUUUACACCAUAAAAAGGACUAGGUUGUAUGUCUGUUCAUGAAACUUCCCUAUACUCCGAUGUGACUCUACAUAUUGCUAGCCC